CGCGAAACCCUAGUGCUCGGCACGAACCACCUAUAAAUUCCCAUCCCACCGGGCCUCCCCAAACCCUAGAAGCCCCCUGCCUCCUGCGCCUCCACUUCCAUCGCCUCCCCAAGAUCGCAGAUCCGCUCCGGUGAGAAUCCGUCGCCAUGUCUUCCAGCGAGGUCGCCUGCACCCUUGCCGCCCUCAUCCUCCACGAUGACGGGAUCCCCAUCACUUCUGAGAAGAUCGCGACGGUGGUGAAGGCUGCCGGAAUCAAGGUUGAGGCCUACUGGCCCGCGCUCUUCGCCAAGCUCCUGGAGAAGAGGAGCGUCGAUGACCUCAUCCUUUCCGUCGGAUCUGGUGGAGGUGGUGCUCCAGCUGCUGCUGCUGCUGCCCCGGCUGCUGGUGGUGCUGCUGCCGCUGAAGAGAAGAAAGAAGAGAAAAAGGAGGAGGCCAAGGAAGAGAGCGAUGAUGACAUGGGCUUCAGCUUGUUUGACUAAGCAGUUCAAUUCCAGCUCUCCUGUGGAAUCUGCUAUGCUAAAGAUUACCUAUCUUAUGUGCUUUUAGGUUGAAUUUUGCGGAUUUGAUAUGUUAUUCUGUUGAGACCUAAGUAUCUGUGCAAUGAGUACUGCAAACCACCUUGGGAUGGUCUUUUUAGAAUGAAAAUGGUUCUACAUUA
Molecule: messenger RNA, 658 nt
Organism: Aegilops tauschii subsp. strangulata
Lineage: Eukaryota; Viridiplantae; Streptophyta; Magnoliopsida; Poales; Poaceae
Biological process (GO): translational elongation; cytoplasmic translation
Cellular component (GO): cytosolic large ribosomal subunit; ribosome
Molecular function (GO): protein kinase activator activity; structural constituent of ribosome; ribonucleoprotein complex binding
Source: RefSeq, a predicted model, not a curated record